Penicillium diatomitis is the source of this 1458-nucleotide messenger RNA. RefSeq names its product protein kinase family protein. The transcript is spliced from 2 exons. Bases 1 to 1458 code for a protein of 485 amino acids. Lineage: Eukaryota; Fungi; Ascomycota; Eurotiomycetes; Eurotiales; Aspergillaceae. Gene Ontology annotation, molecular function: protein kinase activity. Gene Ontology annotation, biological process: protein phosphorylation. The record is from RefSeq and is a predicted model, not a curated record.
AUGUCCAAGUUCAACGAGCCGAAAGCCGAUCCAUCUGCCGACACCGCUUCCAAGGCAUGGCUUGACUUGGGGAGGUACGCCAGGGAAGUCCUUGCAGUCCAGGAUACCCGUCGCUUUGUCUUAGGCUUUACUCUCUGUGGAUCUCUAAUGAGGGUAUGGGUCUUUGACCGCCUGGGAGGAGUCGCAUCCGAGCGUUUUGAUAUCAACGAGGAUGGUCUCCAGUUUGUGUCCACCAUUCUUGGUUUUCUAUGGAUGAGCGAGGCGGAAUGUGGAUUUGACCCUACAAUCAUCACGAAAAACGACCGGCGAUUCAUCGAGAUAGAGCAGAAUGGACAUGCCGAGCGUGUCGUCCUCGAGAAAUUGACGAAACGAGCACCUUGCAUCGCGGGUCGAGCAACAACAUGUUGGAAAGCGCAUCGUGAAGAGGACCCCGGGGUUCCGCUCGUUGUCAAAGACUCUUGGCAAUACACAGAACGCGACGAAGAAGGCGAUCUCCUUCAAGAAGCCACGGAAAAAAGCGUGGUCAACGUCGCACGUUAUUAUCAUCAUGCGACAGUUUGCAUCCGUGGGAAGAUUGACGAUGUCCGGGAUAACGUCCGAGGUGGCUUGGAUAUCAGGACCGCGAGCAAUUAUCGACCAGAGCGCUUGGCGCUCUCGACUGGCACAAUUGUAGCUGAUGCGCCGCGAAAGAGUCGGAACAGCGGCAAGUCCGGUGUGAAGCGAUCUUCUAGCCAAACUGGUGCUUCUCUGCCACCUAAUAAGCGAUCUUGUUCGGCAUCUCCUACCAAGGCAUCCAGCAUGCCAAAUCGAGUUCAUCGGCGUGUCAUCCUGCGUGACUAUGGGAAACCAAUUUACAAGGCAAGCACUCGCCAAGCCUUGCUUGCCGCGUUAAAAGGCUGUAUUGCAGGGCAUCAGUCUUUGCAACAAGCAGGAAUCCUUCACCGAGAUAUUUCAGUCAACAACCUCAUGAUCAACGAGGAUAAAGAGAACCCUUCGUGGCCGUCAUUCUUGAUUGAUCUUGAUCUGGCCAUCAGAGAGACACGGGAUGGCGUUUCUGGGGCGAAUGGAAAGACUGGCACGAGGGCCUUUAUGGCAAUUGGCUCACUUCUGGGCGAGAAGCAUUCUUUCAUGCAUGAUCUCGAAUCAUUCUUCUGGGUGAUCUUUUGGAUAUGCAUCCACUAUGAGGGGCCAGGUAAGGGACGAGUCGUUGCAAGGUUUGACAAGUGGAACUUUGUGGAUACAGACGAGUUAGCUGGUAUGAAGAAAGGCGAGAUAUCGGACGAAGCGGAUUUCGUAAAGUCCGCAAAUGAGUACUUCACCGAGUACUACCGGCCGCUUAUUCCAUGCAUCAACACACUUCGGAAGGCGGUCUUUCCUAAUGGAAGGAGAUGGGCGAAGGAAGAUCCAGGAUUGUAUGAUCGGAUGAAGGCCAUCCUACGGGGCGCCCGAGAGGACUGA